Molecule: messenger RNA, 1181 nt
Organism: Corylus avellana
Lineage: Eukaryota; Viridiplantae; Streptophyta; Magnoliopsida; Fagales; Betulaceae
Product: beta-amylase 2, chloroplastic-like
Biological process (GO): polysaccharide catabolic process
Molecular function (GO): beta-amylase activity
Source: RefSeq, a predicted model, not a curated record
ACCUCCCCAUCAGUACUCUCUCACUCUCACACUCUCUCUCUCUCUCUCCGGCGAACGUUUCUCUCUCUCCGGCAGCUCUCUUUCCGGCGCAGCUCUCUCUCUCUGGCGCACUCAACUCUCUCCGGCAGCUCUCUCUCCGGCGCACUCAAUUCUCUCCGGUAGCUCGAUCUCUCUCCGGUGUACCUCUCUCCGCUACCAAGUAUUCACUGGUGGUACAAGACAGCCAAUCAUGCUGCUGAAUUAACUGCUGGGUUCUAUAACUCUUGCAAUCGUGAUGGUUAUGCUACAAUUGCAGCAAUGAUAAAGAAGCAUGGAGCUGCUUUAAAUUUCACUUGUGCUGAGGUACAAAUGUUAGACCAGCAUGGGGACUUCUCAGAGGCACUGGCAGAUCCUGAGGGUUUAGUCUGGCAAGUGCUGAAUGCUGCAUGGGAUGUUUGCAUACCAAUUGCUAGUGAAAAUGCACUUCCUUGUCAUGACAGAGUAGGCUACAACAAGCUAUUAGAUAACGCCAAGCCCAUGAAUGAUCUAGAUGGGAGGCAUUUUUUGUCUUUUACCUACCUUCGGCUUAGUCCACUUCUUAUGGAAAGUCAAAACUUCAUGGAAUUUGAACGCUUUGUCAAGAGAAUGCACGGGGAAGCAGUUCUUGAUCUCCAGGUAUAGUGGGAUGACAGAAGUCUCUCCAGGAUGUGUAUUAUUUAUCUCUCCACCCCCCCCCUCACCCCAAAAAAAAAAAGUGUUGGGGAUUACUGUGUUGCAGGUUAGGGGAAUAGUAUUUUUAGUUGCUAUUAUCUAUACUAGGUAAUUGACAACUAGGUCGGGCUAUUUUUUAAUCAAAGCACAGCCAAUAUGUAAAAGUAAUUUAUACCUAGAUUUAGCAUUAUCCUUUUGAAUGCAUGAAGCAGAAUCUUCAUCAGUGUAUUAAAUUAUUGUUCCACCCUAAGGGUUCACCUAGAGUAGCUUGGUGAAAAUAUUUUGUUGUAGUCAUAAUGUGCUACAUAGCACAGGUGAUGUUUAUUAACCCAACUACAUAGUCAUAUAUCAAUUGGCAGAUACAGCUUGUGCUUUCUAUUUCAUUUGAAGUUUUUAAGAUGUAAAGAAUGCUGCUGCUUGAGCUUAAGAAAUGUGACAUACAAGGUGGUGGUGAUUAGGGAAAUGAGAAUCUCCUCCAUUUUGCAUCUUUA